AUGAGUGACGCCCUGACAUUAGCCUUCUCCCUCGCUGAUCUCCAAGCAGAGGCAGACAGGCGAAACGACCCAGUGCUCACUCCCUCGAUGAGAGAGGAAAUCGCGUACAUUAAAGCCUUGUACAACUCCGGUGCUAAGCUAUGGACCAAGGAGAUGUUCGCCUUGGCUGAGGCUGAGCUUGCCAAACAACCCAUUCCCAGGUUUAUUGAGCUACGGAGCAUGAACGGCAAGCUCAGGCACAAGCGGCUUCCGCGGGCACCACCUACCUCUCCCCAACGCCCUGGAGGAGGCUCCAUGGGCCGCCCGCUGCCUUCGAUCCGGUACUUCCUUUACCAAGACCUUAAAGGCAUCGUUAGCGAGAAGGAGUAUGACCACAACCUUGGCGAGACAGUGGCAGCCCUCAGUGACGAGGCAAAACGUACACUGGCUACUCGCGCCAUGUCCAUUUCGCUCAUCAGUUAUGCUCCUUGCUCUAUCGACUACGUUACGAUCCGAGGCAGAUGGGAUGCCGUCGCGAAACAUUAUUGGCCUCUUAGCUACACAUGUGCAGAGAUCAGCAACAUUCUGGAAGAACAAGCUGCAAUCUCAAAGACUAUUAACAAGGUAGUCUGCUUUGGGCUCGGCAGUCUUGGGUGGUCGAUUGAGACCGAGGAUGCGAGAUACGAACCAGAGGAAAGAAUCUACUCGGCCAUCAUCCAGCAUGCGGCAGCGCUGACAAUUGCCAAUGUAAUUGGCAAACGGCUGGGUGUUGGUAGCCUGACUGUCUUCUGCCAGGACCCGAUCUACAAUGACGCCGACAAGCGCGUGCUUGCUGAAGCCGGCAUUCAGGUCGUAGGUGGCCGCGGCGGUCUUGGAUUCACCCUCAUUGAUGAAGAUACCGUGGUAUUCAGUUGUCACCCGAACAUCCCCGUGAAACAAGUUGUUGCCGACCUGGGCAGACCUGCUAUCUUGAUCUGCAACGAGGUCAGAGAGGAGGGUGACGAGCAGUGGAGGGUGUAUGAAAGGCACGGUAACUUCGGCCUGCUCUCACCAUACUCGACCGAUCACGACUCCCCACGUACUCGAGAGAUGGUCAAGGGCUAUCACAGGUUUCCAUUCCCUACAGAUCGCUUGGGAUUUGGUGACAUUCAAAUCUACGUACGCAAAGAUCCGAUUCGUGAGGUACCCAACCGCAUGACCUACGAGGCUACCAAGGACGUCACCGGCGAUGCUCCCAAAGACGCCAAUGCCGAGGGUCCCAAGGAAACAAAGAACAAGGCUUCCAAGGACGACACCGACAAAGCUUCCAAGGACGUCACCGACGAGGCUCUCAAGGACAUCACCGACAAGCUUUCCAAGGACAUCAUCAGCGACACUUGCCAGAACGCUACGGAUGAGUCUGCCAAGGACGCUGAGGGUGAGACCCCUAAGGGCGUCACCGGUGAGACUUCCAAGGACGUAAUUGGUAAGGCUUGCAAGGACUCGUCUGGCUGA
Molecule: messenger RNA, 1473 nt
Organism: Clonostachys solani
Lineage: Eukaryota; Fungi; Ascomycota; Sordariomycetes; Hypocreales; Bionectriaceae
Source: the annotation of a GenBank genome assembly